Messenger RNA from Dryobates pubescens (Downy woodpecker), 968 nucleotides. RefSeq names its product LIM domain only 1 (gene LMO1). Bases 161 to 631 code for a protein of 156 amino acids. The transcript is spliced from 5 exons. Gene Ontology annotation, molecular function: transcription coactivator activity; DNA-binding transcription factor binding. Lineage: Eukaryota; Metazoa; Chordata; Aves; Piciformes; Picidae. Gene Ontology annotation, cellular component: nucleus. Gene Ontology annotation, biological process: positive regulation of transcription by RNA polymerase II. The record is from RefSeq and is a predicted model, not a curated record.
GGGGGAGCGCCCCAAGGAGCCGGAGCGGCGGCGGCGGCGGCCGCCCUCGGCGCCCGGGACAAUGGUGCUGGACAAGGAGGACGAGACUUGUUCUCCUCUCCCCUGAGCGGAGGCUGCUGGAGAAGAAGCAUCUGUCCCCGGACUUUUCUUGACUGCGGAGAUGAUGGUGCUGGACAAGGAGGACGGUGUGCCGAUGUUAUCCGUACAACCCAAAGGGAAGCAGAAGGGCUGUGCUGGCUGCAACCGGAAGAUCAAGGACCGGUACCUGCUGAAGGCUCUGGAUAAGUAUUGGCAUGAGGACUGCCUAAAGUGUGCCUGCUGUGACUGUCGUCUCGGAGAGGUUGGAUCAACUCUUUACACAAAAGCAAAUCUCAUUCUUUGCCGCAGAGAUUACCUGAGGCUCUUUGGUACCACCGGGAAUUGUGCUGCCUGCAGUAAACUGAUCCCAGCCUUUGAGAUGGUGAUGAGGGCCAGAGAUAAUGUUUACCAUUUGGACUGCUUUGCCUGUCAGCUCUGCAACCAGCGAUUCUGUGUGGGAGACAAGUUUUUCCUGAAGAACAACAUGAUCUUGUGUCAGAUGGACUAUGAGGAAGGGCAGCUGAAUGGGAGCUUCGAGUCCCAGGUUCAAUAACAAACCCUGCUUCGCUGAAGCACUGUGGGAUGGGUGCUCGGCCGCACGAGCAGCGAGGGUGCCUGUCAGCUUGCCUGCAAUAUUUUUUUAACUCUUGGUCCAGAGAGGACUAUAUACAUUGUAGUACUUUCCCCCCGCCCCCAACACAAAGCAGUUACAAUUUUAGAUGUACAGUUGUGCCUGCUUAGCUGAGCACUGCAUUGCCUGUAUGUUUGUGAGUUUUUGGGGUCUGGGGGAGGGCUCUGUACAGUCUGUUUUCUGUAUAUAAACUGGAACAUUUAUUUUAUGACAAAUGUAAUGCAAUUUUAUUACUGGUGUGAAUUAAAAAUUAUGAAUG